AUGCCACACAUCAAUCUGUCGUUUGCAGCGUGUGGGUUUCUGGGCGUUUACCACUUGGGGGCAGCAUCGGCACUUUGCAAACACGGCCGAAAGCUGCUGAAGGCUGUCAAGGCCUUUGCCGGAGCUUCUGCGGGAUCCUUGGUUGCUUCAGUUCUCCUCACGGCGCCGCAGAAAAUAGAGGAAUGUAACAAGUUUACCUGUGAUUUUGCCGAAGAAAUCCGAAGGCAGUCUCUUGGGGCACUGACACCUGGCUAUGAUUUCAUGGCCCGAUUGAGGAGUGGAGUGGAGUCGAUUCUCCCCGCCAACGCGCACGAGCUGGCCCAUGACCGCCUGCACGUCUCUGUCACCAACGCCAGGACCAGGCGGAACUGCCUGGUCUCCCGCUUUCCCUCCAGGGAGGACCUCAUCCAGGUCCUGUUAGCCAGCAGCUUCGUGCCCAUCUAUGCAGGACUGAAGCCAGUGGAGUACAAAGGGCAGAAGUGGGUGGACGGAGGCUUCACCAACAGCCUGCCCGUCCUGCCCGCUGGCCGCACGGUGACCAUCUCCCCAUUCAGUGGGCGCCUGGACGUCUCCCCGCAGGAUAAAGGGCGGCUGCAUUUCUACGUUAGCAUCACCAACCAGGACGUACUGCUGUCCGUGGCAAACUUGGUAAGACUCAACCGGGCCCUCUUCCCGCCAAGCAGGAGGACAAUGGAAUCGCUCUAUCAACGGGGCUUCGAGGACGCCAGCAGGUUUUUACGUAAAGAAAGUUGGUUUGAGUAG
Molecule: messenger RNA, 762 nt
Organism: Rangifer tarandus platyrhynchus (Svalbard reindeer)
Lineage: Eukaryota; Metazoa; Chordata; Mammalia; Artiodactyla; Cervidae
Source: the annotation of a GenBank genome assembly